This is a messenger RNA of Arctia plantaginis, 849 nucleotides long. The record is from the annotation of a GenBank genome assembly. Lineage: Eukaryota; Metazoa; Arthropoda; Insecta; Lepidoptera; Erebidae.
AUGGCUCGACGUAUAGAUCACCAUGAAAUAUUAUCGGCACUUAUGGAUGAUAGUGAGGGCGCCACAGAUAAGCUAUAUUUACCCGGAAGUGAAGGCGAUUCGGAUCAUUUGAGUACUCAAUCUGAAAGUGACAUCGAAGAGGAUGUAGAGGACGUGGACAUUUCUUCAGGAGGCGAGUCUUCUAGCUCGCAAGGCUUUCAUAUUGCAGGAUUGUAUCGUUCUGGGAGACAAAACCUCAAUGACCUCUGGGCUUCAGACGGUACUGGAAUCGAAAUAUUUCGAUGCACGAUGUCUAAAAAUCGAUUCUCGUACUUACUAAAUAAUAUGAGAUUCGAUGACGCUAUAACUAGAGAAGACAGAAUAAAGUCUGAUCGUUUAGCACCUAUCCGAGACAUAUUUGAAACCUUUGUCCAGCUUUGCCAAAAUGUGUAUAAACCAUCCGAAUACCUAACUCUUGAUGAAGAAUUGGUUGCCUUUCGAGGGAAGUGUGGAUUUCGGCAGUAUAUCCCAUCAAAACCCGCAAAGUACGGAAUUAAAAUAUAUGCCUUAGUCGACGCUAAAACAUUUUACAUCGUGCAUUUAGAAAUUUACUGCGGCAAACAGCCAGACAACAGUCCGUUUGCGUUGAGCAAUAAACCAAUUGACUUAGUCAAUCGUAUGGUAAACUGCGUUUCCGGCUCGUCAAGAAAUAUUACUAUGGACAAUUUCUUUACCAGUCAUGAAACUGCUAACAACUUGUUGCAGAAACAUAAAUUAACGAUAGUUGGUAAUUUGAGAGCUAAUAAAGCUUGCAUUCCGUUAUGUUUCAAGCAAUCUCGAGAGGAAUAUGCAUCACGGUUUGGCUUUUAA